AUGCGGCUCAUGCAGAUCAAUCCUUUCCAGCGGGCCCAUGCGAAUGUUGGAGUUCUUGAGCGCCUGUUCUCGCCUAUCUGCUGCCGCAGCUGCAGCCGAACCGCCAGUCUCUUCACCCUCUGCGCAGAUUUCUUCCAUCGCCCCAUCUGCGCUCGUUCGCCCCUGCCUAGCUCCCGCUGCUCUCCAAGAUAUUAUUUCUCCUAUCGCCGCUUUGCCAACUUUUUGCCGACUAACAAAAGAUUAACUACCCAAGGAGCCGAAAACCUUUGUUUUCGCAUUCAAGCUUUGCAGCAAUCCCAGCAGCAACAACAACGAAACUUGCGCGCUGCUGCUCUCCUUUCCUCUCUUUCUUUCGAUUCGGGCUCGCCUCUUUCCUCUGCGCUAUCCACCGGGGGCGAGGAUUUACCCAUUCCUGGACUCGUAUGUGAUACUCAACUGCAUCCUACUUUCGAAUUCACGCUGCCCCUUCAAGAGCCCCACAACUUCCGGGAAGUCUCUGCCUGGAGCCGCGUGCGCUUGACCAUGACGAGCCCAAAGAUGCCGCCGGCAUCUUAUGCGAGAGGCUCCCUAAAGCUAAACCGCCUUCUGCUGCUGAAAAUGCAGAUUAGCAAUGACAAUGGGCCUGUUGAGCUUAUGGGCGCCGGCCGCCAUCAUGCGCUUUUUCCGGUAGAACGCAGAGGGUUCACGCGGAUACAAUCGCUGAACACUGUGAAUACAUCCUUACGCAUACUUGUUUCGAGACUGUUCUCUGCGGCCGAGUUGGUCUGCAACAGGUCUUUGGAUUACAAUUCAUUUACAGCAGGUGUCAAUACUUCUCCGCUAGCAUCUGCCAGCGCAAUUUCUGGAAGGCGAGGCGCUAUAAAAUGUAGCCAACACAACACUGGAGCACGGGGGGAAGAGUGGAAGUUGAAUGGAGAGGUUCAGGCUGCAGAGAGAAAAUUUGCUGGCAAGUGGCAGAAAACUUCCACAAGCGGCGGAUUUGGCAAGCAAUCUCGCCCAGUUCCCUUUCAGAGGGGGGGCUUUGAGAAAUGCAAGCAGUGA
This is a messenger RNA of Laccaria bicolor S238N-H82, 1041 nucleotides long. RefSeq lists its product as uncharacterized. NCBI's taxonomy places the organism in Eukaryota, Fungi, Basidiomycota, Agaricomycetes, Agaricales, Hydnangiaceae. The record is from RefSeq and is a predicted model, not a curated record. The transcript has 6 exons. The coding region runs from base 1 to 1041 and encodes 346 amino acids.